Molecule: messenger RNA, 627 nt
Organism: Drosophila takahashii
Lineage: Eukaryota; Metazoa; Arthropoda; Insecta; Diptera; Drosophilidae
Gene: CheB74a
Product: Chemosensory protein B 74a
Source: RefSeq, a predicted model, not a curated record
AUGUUUCUCAACCUUUUUUUGCUAUCUCAGAUAAUUAUCCUUCUAAAGAUAAUAAAACCAUCCUUUGAGAUCAGCUACGAGUAUGUUUUCGAGGACGAAAAGGUGUUUGCUGAAUGUAUGGAUAGCCCACCGGGAUAUUCAAAUAUCUCUCGAUUGUUUGAUUUAACGUUUUUCCACACGGAAAUGACUCCAGAAGGUCUUCAUGCAACAGGAAAAUUAAUCUCUUCGUGGGAUAUUCAGCCAACAGAUCGCAUUGAGGGACGACUUAGCGUCCUUUACUUGGAUCGUGGUACGUGGCAACCGACAGUACUUAAUAUGAUAACCAGAGAUUUUUGCAAAAUAUAUCUCGACCCGAAACAAUUUUGGUACACUUGUUUUCCAAAAUACAUUAUCAACCGAGAGGAAGCUGAAGAAAAAUGCUUCACCCAUAUUGGAACUGAAUUUGUUUUCGAACCAUUUAUGCCUGAAAUGUAUUUUGGUGUGGGCAUUAACAUGCCUCCUGGUAGAAAACGAAUUGUGAUUACCUUGGCCGCGGUUGACUUAAAUAAUGUUACUCGACCAAAUGGAGUUUGCUUUGAGAUGAGAGGAGAAUUUUAUAAGGUCCAAAAAGGGACUAAAACCGAAUGA